CAAGCGAAGAUUAGAAGCUUCCCUUUCCGCGUUCAGCUGCAUCGCGGACCCGCGACUAUCACGAUAGAAGAGCCAGAACCGCGCUGGCCCUUUAACAGCCCCUUCCCGAGGGCCCGCCCUGCGCGUGCGCAUUGCGUUUCUGUGCUUGUCAUCAUGGCGACGCGGGGCCAUGUGCAGGACCCUAACGACAGGCGCCUCCGGCCCAUUUAUGAUUAUCUUGAUAAUGGUAAUAAUAAAAUGGCAAUUCAGCAAGCAGAUAAAUUGUUAAAGAAACAUAAGGAUCUUCAUUGUGCUAAGGUUUUAAAGGCAAUUGGUUUACAAAGAACUGGAAAGCAGGAGGAAGCAUUUACCUUGGCACAGGAGGUGGCAGCCCUUGAACCCACAGAUGACAACUCUCUGCAAGCACUGACUAUUCUUUACCGGGAGAUGCAUCGACCGGAGUUAGUUACAAAACUUUAUGAGGCAGCUGUGAAGAAAGUUCCCAAUAGUGAGGAGUAUCACUCUCACCUCUUCAUGGCCUAUGCCAGAGUGGGCGAAUACAAGAAAAUGCAACAGGCUGGCAUGGCUCUAUAUAAGAUUGUCCCAAAAAACCCUUACUACUUUUGGUCUGUGAUGAGCUUAAUUAUGCAGUCUAUAUCAGCACAGGAUGAAAACCUCUCAAAAACAAUGUUUCUGCCCCUUGCUGAGAGAAUGGUAGAAAAAAUGGUGAAAGAGGACAAGAUAGAAGCUGAGGCAGAAGUUGAACUUUAUUAUAUGAUCCUGGAACGUUUGGGAAAGUACCAGCAAGCCUUGGAUGUCAUCAGAGGGAAAUUAGGAGAGAAGUUGACAAGUGAAAUUCAGAGUCGGGAAAAUAAAUGCAUGGCUAUGUACAAGAAGCUGAGCAGGUGGCCAGAGUGCAAUGCCCUUUCCCGGCGUCUUUUGCUGAAAAACUCAGAUGACUGGCAGUUCUAUCUGACUUAUUUUGAUUCUGUCUUUCAAUUGAUUGAAGAAGCCUGGACCCCUCCUGCUGAAGGUGAACACUCUUUAGAAGGAGAAGUGCAUUACUCUGCAGAAGAAGCUGUGAGGUUUAUAGAAGAUCGGAUAUCAGAAGAAUCUAAAAGUUCACGGCAUCUCCGAGGACCACAUCUAGCUAAACUGGAGCUGAUUAGGCGAUUACGACGUCAGGGUUGUAAUUAUGAGUACAAACUGGGUGAUCCAGAAGAAUUAAUGUUCCAGUAUUUUAAAAAGUUUGGGGAUAAACCUUGUUGUUUUACAGACCUCAAGGUGUUUGUUGACCUCUUGCCUGCAACACAGUGUACAAAGUUUAUUAAUCAGUUACUUCGAGUUGUUCCUUUGUCAACACCAACAGAGGAUAAGCUGGCACUGCCUGCUGACAUCAAAGCUCUGCAGCAACAUUUGUGUGUGGUGCAGUUGAUGAGGUUACUUGGCUUGUACCAUACCAUAGAUAAAAAUCAGAAAUUGAAUGUGGUUAGAGAAUUGAUGCUAAGGUACCAGCAUGGACUAGAAUUUGGGAAGUCCUGUUUGAAAACAGAAUUGCAGUUUUCAGACUAUUACUGUCUCCUAGCUGUCCAUGUACUUAUUGAUAUAUGGAGAGAAACAGGUGAUGAGACUGCUGUGUGGCAGGCCCUGACUUUGUUGGAAGAAGGAUUAACCCAUAGCCCUUCUAAUGCUCAAUUCAAAUUGCUGCUUGUUCGAAUCUACUGUAUGUUGGGUGCAUUUGAACCAGUGGUGGAUCUUUACUCCAGCCUUGAUGCUAAGCACAUACAGCACGACACCAUUGGAUAUCUUUUGACCCGAUAUGCCGAAUCCCUAGGUCAGUAUGCUGCUGCAUCCCAGUCCUGUAACUUCGCACUCAGGUUUUUCCACUCCAACCAGAAAGAUACCUCAGAAUAUAUUAUUCAAGCUUACAAAUAUGGUGCAUUUGAGAAGAUCCCAGAGUUUAUCGCUUUUAGGAACAGGCUGAAUAAUUCUCUUCAUUUUGCACAAGUCCGUAUUGAACGGAUGUUGUUAGACCUUCUACUUGAAGCAAAUAUAUCAGCCAGCUUAGCAGAAAGUAUAAAGUCAAUGAAUCUUAGGCCAGAAGAAGAUGAUAUUCCCUGGGAAGACUUGCAAGACAAUAGAGACUUAAAUGUUUUCUUCAGCUGGGAUCCAAAAGACAGGGAUGUUUCUGAAGAACAUAAGAAACUUUCCCUGGAGGAGGAGACCAUGUGGUUAAGAAUCCGUUCCUUAACAUUGAGGCUGAUCAGUGGACUUCCAAGUCUUAACCACCCUGUAGAGCCAAAGAACUCGGGGAAGACCACUGAGAAUGGUGUAUCCUCCCGGAUUGAUACUCUUCGUUUACUCCUUCAGCAGCUGGAAGUGGCCCUUGAUACCGGAAAGCAAUUUAUUGAGAAGGAAAUUCAGUAUCCUUUCCUUGGUCCUGUACCUACCAGAAUGGCUGGAUUCUUUAAUUCUGGCUGUUCACAAUGCCAGACCUGCUCUUUUUAUCUUGUUAGUGAUAUUUAUGAGCUGGAUACCAAUGGCUUAGAGGAUACAGUAGAGAUCCAAGAGCGAAUAGAGAAGAGUCUUAAGUCUUUACUAGAACAAUUAAAAGAUAUCUUCAUUAAAUGUAAAGGGGACCUCUUAGAAGUUAAAGAUGGUAACUUGAAAACACAUCCUGUUCUUUUAGAAAAUCUAGUCUUCUUUGUUGAGACUAUUUCUAUUAUCCUUUGGGUGUCCAGUUACUGUGAGAGUGUCCUGCGGCCAUACAAAUUAAAUUUACAGAAAAAGAAAAAGAAGAAAAAAGAAACCAGCAUCAUCAUGCCACCACUCUUUACCAGUUUCCAAGACUAUGUUACUAGACUUCAGACUUUAAUUUCCAAUGUUGUGGAUCAUAUUAAAGGGCUUGAAACACAUCUACUUGCACUUAAACUUGAAGAAUUUAUUUUAGAAGAUACUUCCUUCUCACUGGAAGAGAGAAAAUUUUCAAAGACUGUGCAAGGGAAGGUGCAGAGCAGUUAUCUGCACUCACUUCUGGAAAUUGGAGAGCUGCUGAAAAAAAGACUUGAGACCACAAAGAAACUAAAAAUUUAAUAAGGAAGUGUGAACUAUAGGCAUUGAUGACUCCACAACAGAAAAUGACACUAUCUUCCCAGGCAAAAGUACAUCUGGUUGACCAUCAUUUUAAUCCAGAACUUCCUCAUAAAUGCAUGAAGGACUUUGAUCGUGAAUUAAUUUUUUAGGUAUUAAAUAUAUACAAUUGAUUAAAUUAUUGUAUAUAAACCAGAAGCAGGACCCUCAUCUGGGUUUGACCACUUUUUAUACAUGUUCAUAUGCAUAUGACAGCCACAAAAGAAAACCCCCGUUUUCUUGUUCCCUCCCAUCACCAGAAACAUCUGGCCAGGGGUGGGAGGUUUUAUAAAAGCAGCAAUAGAAGUUAAGCAUAAAGUAUCAACCUCAGAGCAGCUGAAUGGCCAUCCUGUAACAGCAGUGGGAGUUUUGGUCUGGUCCCUGAGGCUUAGAAAGCAGAAGGCAGGAAACAAAGGGAGAUGGUUUGAACAAGCCCUCUUUCCACAGUUGCAGGUUGGUUUUGAAGCUUCCCUCAACCCAAGGCAGCUGCAAAAAGUGCCUCAGAUAAGAUUUGCAUAGGCUCCGUGAGCACAGGAACCUGCCACCGAAGGGCACCACCCAGAUGGCCACAGGCACUCAUUUUGUGAUAGCCAGGACAUCCAUUUCAGCUCCUAUUUGAAUUAAAUCCAGGAUAGACAGGCAAAGAAGGCUUCUGUUAGCUUUCAACUGUUUAGAGAGAGGAAAGCAGUGCAGAAUACUUAUAAGCCUGCCAAGGACUAGCUUGCUGUCUUUAGUAAAGAUGGGAAUCACUGUUUUAAAGAAGAGAAGAAGUGUUCCUAGUUUAUGCAGGCAAGUCUGAUAACAAUUCACUGGUUUCCUGAAUCACAUACUGCAGUUGGUUCAUGAAUUUUACAUAUAUAUAUAUAUGUAUACGUAAAUUUUACAUAUAUAUAUGUUUGAAAAUAAGAUUUAGUACUUUAAUGUUUUUAAGUGGAGAGUUUGGGAAGGAAGGAAUAUGUAAUAUGGACUUAACAUAGGCUUUAAGUUUUAGGUUGGCAAAAGAAAUGUCAUCCUAUGGGUUUGGAGGCUCAAUCUACUUUCUUCAGACUUGAGAAUUAUACCAGGAUGGUGUUUCCUUUGUUCACUUGGAGGUCACUUGGAAUAUAGCUUCAGAGGUUGGUCUGAUAGAAAAGAUAAAAAUAGCUCUUGAAAAUGUUAUACAGUUUCUACAAUUGCUUUGAUAACUUUUUUGUGUUUGAAUCCCUCCUUCCGAUUUUGGUCUUUGUUACCAAAAUAUGGUUAAAAUUAAUAAUUCUAUAAGAGCAAAGAAAUGAAUUUGAUGAGGAAAUUCAAGUAUCUGAUGGAGAACUGUUUUUGAAGACUUUAAAUAUCCUUUCCAACUCACUGCUCCAGUGAAAUGUGAUACUUUUAAAAGCAAAAAAGGAAAACUUAAAAAAAUCUCUUUAUGCAAAGCUAUUGCAUUUUGUCCCAUCUUGACUUUAUAAGUUUCAAAAUUUGAUACAGUGAUUAAUAACUUACAUUUCCAAGAAAAAAAAAUUUUAAUUACGUUACCUCUUCAAAAUAAGAUGUUAGAAAUCCUAGUCCAAGUUAACUUUUAAAAAAAAAAAAUUCGAUUUAAAUUGGUAGCUACAGCUGUUAACAUACCUCACCCUAAAAGGAAGAACUACCCUGAACAAGAUGAAUUGAAAAUUCUGAUUCUGAGUAUUAUUUAAUGACAACAUUUUUUUUUUUUUUUAUGAAAGUGACCUGUUAGAAGGAACUUUGUGUGGCAUGUGUUCAUGAAGUGGUAUUUCUUUGAAUAUCAAAAAAGUACUGUACAUAGAAAUGCUCUUUGAAACUGACCAUGAUUAAUCUAGCAUAUGUGUGCUCAGUGGCCUGGCCUUGGUCCUCUGGGACAGUGGGACUACAGUGGUCUAUCUAAUCAGUCUCCUGCGUGGUGACAUCUGGAACCUCUACUGGUUUAAAUGACAAAUAAUGUUAUUGAGGUUAUGCUUCCUUUGUUGUUUGCUGAUUUUCCUACUUAAAUGUAGCAUUUCAGUUUGAUCCAACCUCUUACAUUUUGAGAUAAUUGUAAAAAAGAAUGAAAUUAUGCAGAAAUGGCCCAUAUCUUUUAUUGAUCUGUUCUUUUGGAAACUGUCAUGCACUAUAAACUGUGUACAGUUAAAAAAUAGAUAUAUAUAUAUUCUUACAUGAGUAAAAAGCACCCUCUCCCAGCAAUUGUAUGUCAUUGGUAUUUGAAGAGAAUUCCCAAAUAACUCAUUGCUGCUGCUCUUUUUGGUUUGUGUGGGUUGUUUUGUUUUUGUGUGGUAAAUCGAUAUUUAAAAAAAAGGAAAGGAAAGGAGAAAUACUACUGUUUACAGACUGAAAAAUUAUUACUUUUUAUACUACUGAGAUCCUAAGUUAAGAUUCUCCAAAGCAGACAUUUGGUUUAGAUCAUUUAUCUGAUAUGGAUAAAAGAAAUUUUUAGUGUUCUCCACAUAAUGGAAAAUGUACAAAUGCCUAGCUGUGUUGCCCAUCAAUUUUGUAUAUUUUCAUAAAUUUAACUGUUUAAAAUUGCAUUAUAUUUUGCAAUCACUAUGUUCAAUCUCAAUUUGUCUUUCAUUUUAACUUUUAAUAUAAAAGGGGUUUCAAUGUAUCUAUGGCCUUAUUAUUGAAACUUCCUAUUCGAUGUGAUUUAAUAAUAUGGGAAGUAUAUAUUCCUUCUUCAGAGUUGAGUGAUGCAUAGCAAAUCUGCUUUAGACUGGAUAGGUUAAUUUAUAUAAAUAGUUUAAUUUUAAGUUGGCAUUUCUGCCUGGUUCGUUUUUGUUCAGAUUCUUUUAAGCCACAACCUUCUAAAUGGUGUAAUUCAUCACAAUUUUGUAUUGAGUGCUAUAUCCCCAGGACAGUU
Messenger RNA from Choloepus didactylus (southern two-toed sloth), 5956 nucleotides. It is a transcript of the gene NAA25, whose product is annotated as N-alpha-acetyltransferase 25, NatB auxiliary subunit. Gene Ontology annotation, cellular component: NatB complex; cytoplasm. The coding region runs from base 154 to 3072 and encodes 972 amino acids. Gene Ontology annotation, molecular function: protein binding; protein-N-terminal amino-acid acetyltransferase activity. Lineage: Eukaryota; Metazoa; Chordata; Mammalia; Pilosa; Megalonychidae. Gene Ontology annotation, biological process: N-terminal peptidyl-methionine acetylation. The record is from RefSeq and is a predicted model, not a curated record. The transcript has 24 exons.